AUGGACGCCCAGCUCAAGCCGGAGAAGAUCAAGCGAGGCUACAGAGCCUGCAGGAAAGCGAAAUGCGACUUGGGCGACAUCGACGCACCCUCGUCCCCUCCCUGCUCCCGAUGCAAGCGAGAGUCUCGUGAAUGUGUGUUCGCUCCCUCUCGCCGUGGUGGGAACAAUCGAAAGAGAGAGACCAAGGAGUCAUCAGAAGAGCAAUCCCUUUCGUACCCACCACACGCCUCGCCCACCCCCUCGCCCAAACGCCGUCGCCUUCACCUCAAUCCUCCUCUUCACGACGCCGAUCCAAGCAGCAUAGUAGUCGCAGACAUGCAGAACGAAUCCGAUGCUUUGCAGAUACUCGCCCUAGCUAGCGGCCAAGCGGCAACCAAAGAGAGCAUAGUCGGCGGUCGCGGUAAGCGAAAUCAAGAAAUCUACAUGCACGAGAAGAGCGGCCAAGCGACCACCGUCAACAACAUCUCCGACUUCAAACGAUUCUACGAACGCAGAAAGAGUGAUCAAGCUCCUGUAUUAGAAGAUUUUCCAUUGAUAAAACUUGGCGUGCUCUCCGCCGAACAGGCGAUAAGACUGGUGGAUCGAUACUUCCGAUAUUACCAUCAUCUGACAUCGCUUAGACGAGACUCCAGGAUCCCGAGAGAUUCACGACAAGGCUUGGGCAAUUAUGAGAAUGUUCAAUCGCUUGGUGCUCCUCCCACCAUCGGUCUCGUAGAAUCUCUUCUCCUCCUAGCGGAAAACCUACCACGCAGUCCCCCUCUAGUCAGCCCUCUCGAGCUCAACGCCGCCGGUGCUCGGGAAGAGCCCCACGGGGACGAGAACCGCCAAGGUUGGCAACUGAUCGGGCUCGCUGUGAGAAGUGCGUAUGAGCUAGGUCUGGAUAAAAUGGCCUUGCGAAUAUUAUCAGACUCGGAAAGGACUCUCGAGAUAGAAAGGGCUCGAGUGGCUUGGACAUACCGACACGUGUCAAUCCGUCUCGGCAAAGGCUUCUGGGCCCGAGGCGCCGCGGUCUGCUUCCAAGGCUUCUCAUCCUCGGCUCAGAGCGGCCCAUCCGCGGGAUUCGGCAACUUCCCCUUCCUCCGUGGGAUUGCAGAUGAUCAGGAACACCCACAGGAAGAUUACGGGAAUCUGAUCCAGGCUUACCUAGAAUUAACCCAACUAAUGAGCAAUGCGCAUGACACGCUGUAUCCAAAUGCAGCGAGAACGAGAUCUCUUGUCAUCCACGGCGAAUACUUCAAGUACCUUGACGAAGUGAGUUUAUACCCCGUCAACACCGCUGACCCCAGUUCGCUCGCUCCCUCGAUGCAUUCAAAAUCCUCUGGGUCAAAAAACGGUGGAAGAUGUUCCCUCUCACCGAUAUCAUGUGGACAAUGUUCUACUACACCCAGCUAUACAUCUGCGCCUUCAGCUUUAGCAACGAUCCGAGCCGAGGAAGAAUAUCGAACCAAAACCACCACUUCCCUCAAGCUCAGCCUUUUCCCCAGGGGCGCAGCGCAAUCGCCAGACGCCCGAUACAUUUUCCACAUGUGUGAUGCAGCUCGAGAGAUAUUGACCAUCUGUGUGGACAAGCUCUACCCUGGAGGGGCACUGCCUUACCUUCCCACCCGCCAUGUGCUAUGGUUCACCUACGCUGCGAUCGUGCUUCUCAAAGCUCUUUAUUCUGGAGCAAUGCUUCGCGGGGAUCACCAAAAAACCUUCAACCUCAUCGACAAGUUGUGCCACUGCCUCAGCCAAACAUCCGUCGACCCCAACUACCCUGCUGUCAGGUAUGGCCGUCAACUCGAAGCCCUGCGCAAGAAGCUCGCUGUGUUAUCAGACGCGAACACCACACCCAGUACCUUGCCGGAAUCACGGGUCAAUCACGAUUGGGAUGGAAGCGAGUUAUAUAGAGAUUCCACGUAUCAGCCGAUGCCACCGAUGCACGAUUGGGGUAAUGCUCCCCCCACCAACACCGCUCCGUACGCCCAACAACCUAUGUCUGACAUUGGCUCCGGUUCAUACCAAGGAGUCGAGGCUGGAUUUGGCUUGGCAUCGACGUAUGGUCCUACGGAUAACUUGUUUGGGUUUAUAUCAAAUUGGCAAGGCGACGGCAUGCCUCAGGCUGUGGGAGAGACAGGCGAAAUGGAUUUAGGAGAUUUUUGGGUGCAAGUGGGCCCAGGAGAGGGCGGUUUCCCAUUCCGUUGA
Kwoniella botswanensis is the source of this 2184-nucleotide messenger RNA. RefSeq lists its product as uncharacterized. Gene Ontology annotation, molecular function: DNA-binding transcription factor activity, RNA polymerase II-specific; zinc ion binding. The record is from RefSeq and is a predicted model, not a curated record. The transcript is spliced from 11 exons. Gene Ontology annotation, cellular component: nucleus. Gene Ontology annotation, biological process: regulation of DNA-templated transcription. The coding region runs from base 1 to 2184 and encodes 727 amino acids. NCBI's taxonomy places the organism in Eukaryota, Fungi, Basidiomycota, Tremellomycetes, Tremellales, Cryptococcaceae.